GCCAUUCCGAACCCAUCGCAUCAUCUUCUUCAAUUAUCACAUUAAUCAGCAGUCCUCGGUCUGCUUAAGUUAAUGAGCUAGUUAACCUCAUCGUUGCCAAUUGUCCCACUACCCACUCACUCACUCACUCACUCACUCUUUGCUCCGUUGCAUUCUUUCACUCCCUCCUCAAUCCAGCCGCUCAUUCUGCGCCCAUAUAUCCAGAACCUUCAUUCUUCAGUAUGUCCUGGUUGUUCGGUUCCUCCAAGCCCGAGAGCGCUCCCGCCGCCGCCGCCGCUCCCACCGAAUCCGCCCCGGCCGAGAAGCCCAAGCCCUGCUGCGUCUGCAAGACCGAAAAGACCGCCCGCGACGACUGCAUGCUCUUCUCCAAGACCGACGAUCCCACCCAGGAAUGCAAGUCGAUGAUUGAUCAGUACAAGGCCUGCAUGGCCGGGUAUGGGUUCAAGGUCUAGAACCCCGCCGCCGUGGCUGUUGUUCAGGGAGUGGGUUCCUGCUGGCAUGUUUCUGGGGUGGGGAGAACUUCCUCGACUCUGCGAUUGUAUAACAUAUGGGUUGUUUUAAUUGUUUUUUUGGGGGGGUACAGUACAGUACAGUCAGUACAUAGAAGGAGAAAGAGCGCAUGCAACAUAUCCUGGAGUUUGGGUUGUGGGAGGCUUUGUUUUCUCCGAGGGGUUUUUUGAUUUGCUGUGGUCUUGUAUAUUAGAUCGAUCUUGUUUUCUUUGCUUGAAUGUUCUUCGUUGGGCGGCUGCUUUAUUAUCAUCUCCCCUUAUGCAGUACAUGUCUUGUUGUGGUUGUGUUAGUGAUUUUUCAAGGUCGUAGUGUCUGCUUUGAAAGAGUAGCAAGUAAAAUCAAAUCAUUGCUCUUUGUUUGGUGUACAUACAAUAACUGGCAUGGACGAGGGUUAGUGUCAGAGCCAUGCACAUGGCAAGCCCACGGAAAUGGCAUUGGGG
Messenger RNA from Aspergillus fijiensis CBS 313.89, 950 nucleotides. RefSeq names its product copper metallochaperone COX17. The transcript is spliced from 3 exons. Bases 222 to 452 code for a protein of 76 amino acids. Gene Ontology annotation, cellular component: mitochondrial intermembrane space. Gene Ontology annotation, biological process: mitochondrial respiratory chain complex IV assembly. Gene Ontology annotation, molecular function: copper ion binding; copper chaperone activity. Lineage: Eukaryota; Fungi; Ascomycota; Eurotiomycetes; Eurotiales; Aspergillaceae. The record is from RefSeq and is a predicted model, not a curated record.